This is a messenger RNA of Staurois parvus, 482 nucleotides long. The record is from the annotation of a GenBank genome assembly. NCBI's taxonomy places the organism in Eukaryota, Metazoa, Chordata, Amphibia, Anura, Ranidae.
AUGGGCCCCUGUACCGCCUCCUCAUGCUGCUGCCAGGCCCCUAAUCUGCCAUGGGCCCCUGUACCGCCUCCUCAUGCUGCUGCCAGGCCCCUAAUCUGCCCAUGGGCCCCUAUACCGCCUCCUCAUGCUGCUGCCAGGUCCAGAGUCUCUCAUGGGUCCCUGUACGGCCUCCCAUUGCUGCUGUCUCCAUCGCCACACUCUGCCAUGUGCCACUUUCAGGUCUCCUCACACUGCUGGUGUGUUCCAUUUUUUGUCAUAGGGUGCUGGCAGAUUACGGGCCUCCCAUAGCUGCUGCUGCCAGGCCCCUAAUCUGCCAUGGGCCCCUAUACCGCCUCCUCAUGCUGCUGCCAGGUGCAGAGUCUCUCAUGGGUCCCUGUACGGCCUCCCAUUGCUGCUGUCUCCAUCGCCACACUCUGCCAUGUGCCACUUUCAGGUCUCCUCACACACUGCUGGUGUGUUACAUUUUUUGUCAUAGGGUGCUG